CUGCACCCGGGGCCCCGGGGAGGGGCGCCAGCGGGACCGGAGGAGGAGGAAAGGAAGAGCCGCCCUCCUCUGAGCCUGAGAUCUCUGGAGGCCGUGACCCCGGUGCUGGGGGACUAACAACUUCCUCCCUCUCAGCUGGCAGCAGCAGCAGCGACCCUGGAGGACCCUGAGUUCCCUGACAGGGGUCCCAGCACCUCCCCGGUGGCCUGAAGCGCUAAUCAUCGGGGACCACAGCGAAGUUCCCAGUUGUCUAGACAACGAGUAGGGCCAGAGUCACCGCCGUCCAUCCACCUGCCUCUGCUGCUGACUGGAGCCCAGCGGCCGGCCGGCAGGGGCCAUGCCGGUGCUGUCCACGCCCCGAGCCUCUAGGGUGAGCACGCUCAAGCGCAGUGCCGUGAUUCUGGCCCUCACGGCCUAUGGAGCCCACAAAAUCUACCCGCUCCUGCGCCAGUGCCUGGCCCCGGCCAGGGACCCGCAGGAGCCACCGACGGCGGGAGUGACCAUCAAAGGGACCUCAGCGGCCAAGGCUGGCGUGAACCGGGCCUUCGUGCAGCGACUGCUGUGGCUCUUGAGGUUGCUCUUUCCUAGGCUUCUGUGCCGGGAGACAGGGCUGCUGGCCUUGCAUUCAGCCACGCUGGUUAGCCGAACUUUUUUGUCGGUGUACGUGGCCCGCCUGGACGGACGGCUGGCACGCUGCAUUGUGCGCAAGGACCCACGGGCCUUUGGCUGGCAGCUCAUGCAGUGGCUGCUCAUCGCACUCCCAGCCACCUUCAUCAACAGUGCUAUCCGCUACCUGGAGGGCCAACUGGCCCUGGCCUUCCGCAGCCGCCUUGUGUCUCAUGCCUACAGCCUCUACUUUUCCCAGCAGACCUAUUACCGCGUCAGCAACAUGGACGGCCGGCUGCGCAACCCUGACCAGUCACUGACGGAAGACGUGGUGGCCUUUGCUGCCUCAGUGGCCCACCUCUACUCCAAUCUGACCAAGCCUCUGCUGGACGUGGCCGUAACGGCCUACACCUUGGUCAGGGCGGCCCGCUCCCGUGGGGCAGGAACUGCCUGGCCCUCUGCGAUCGCUGGCCUCGUGGUGUUCCUCACGGCCAAUGUGCUGCGAGCCUUCUCGCCCAAGUUUGGGGAGCUGGUAGCCGAGGAGGCGCGGAGGAAAGGGGAGCUGCGCUACAUGCACUCACGCGUGGUGACCAACUCUGAGGAGAUCGCCUUCUAUGGGGGCCACGAGGUGGAGCUAGCCCUGCUCCGGCGCUCCUACCAGGACCUCGCUUCACAGAUCAACCUCAUCCUGCUGGGCCGCCUGUGGUAUGUCAUGUUGGAGCAGUUCCUCAUGAAGUACGUGUGGAGCGCCUCAGGCCUGCUCAUGGUGGCUGUCCCCAUCAUCACUGCCACCGGCUACUCAGACUCAGACUCAGAAGCCGUGAAAAAAGCAGCCUUGGCUAUGAAGGAGGAGGACCUGGUGAGUGAGCGCACUGAGGCCUUCACCAUUGCCCGCAACCUCCUCACGGCUGCAGCGGAUGCCAUUGAACGCAUCAUUUCCUCAUACAAGGAGGUGACAGAGUUGGCUGGCUACACGGCCCGUGUGCACGAGAUGUUCCAGGUCUUCCACGACGUCCGGCACUGCCAUUUCAAGAGGCCUGGGGACCCUGAGGAUGUGCCAGCUGGGUCCCGGACCAUGGUGAGGUCUGGUAUCCGUAUGGAGGGACCUCUGCAGAUCCAAGGGCGAGUGGUGGAUGUGGAGAAGGGCAUUAUCUGUGAGAACAUCCCUAUCAUCACGCCCACAGGAGAGGUGGUUGUGGCCAGCCUCAAUAUCCGGGUGGAAGAGGGCAUGCACCUGCUCAUCACUGGCCCCAAUGGCUGUGGCAAGAGCUCCCUGUUCCGGAUCCUAGGUGGGCUGUGGCCCACAUAUGGCGGGGUGCUCUACAAACCCCCACCACAACGUAUGUUCUACAUUCCACAAAGACCCUAUAUGUCGGUGGGCUCCCUGCGUGACCAGAUCAUCUACCCUGACUCGGAGGAGGCCAUGCGGCGGAAGGGCUGCUCAGAGCAGCAGCUCGAGGCCAUCCUGGACACUGUUCACCUGCGCCACAUCCUGCAGCGGGAAGGAGGUUGGGAGGCUGUGUGUGACUGGAAGGACGUCCUGUCAGGGGGUGAGAAACAGCGCAUCGGUAUGGCCCGCAUGUUCUACCACAGGCCCAAGUACGCCCUCCUGGAUGAGUGUACCAGUGCCGUUAGCAUCGAUGUGGAGGGUGAAAUCUUCCAGGCAGCCAAGGAUGCAGGCAUCGCACUGCUUUCCAUCACGCACCGGCCCUCCCUGUGGAAGUACCAUACACACCUGCUGCAAUUUGACGGAGAGGGUGGCUGGAAGUUCGAGAAGCUGGACUCUGCAGCUCGCCUGAGCCUGACGGAGGAGAGACAGCGGCUGGAGCAGCAGCUGGCUGGGGUCCCCAAGAUGCAGCAGCGCCUGCGGGAGCUGAGACAGAUCCUUGGCCAAGACCAAAGCCGGAGCCCUGAAGCAGAAGGGGCUGAGCCAAUUGCUGUCUCCUGACUGCCUCCCCCAGCAACCCCACCCCUUGAAUCAAUGAAGGAAAGCACCACACCUCACAACCCCACACUAUACCUCCCCUCCUCUCCCACAAGCCCUGUAGGUAGGGCCCUGGGGCCGGGAGCAAAUGGAGGCUCCUCCCCCGGCUGCCUCUUCCUACACCCCAACUCUGAAUCUUUUCUGUGGGAAGGGGCUCACUGGCUGACCCCCACCUGGGGGUAGCAGUAAGCCCCAGUUUCUGUCCCAAGGGAUGUUCCUCCUGCCACAGGACCUGCCAAAGGGAUGGCGCCACCACAGCCGCCCACAUGCCACCCUUAUGCCACCCAGAGCUCUGGGCUCACCUUUGCACAGUGUGUCCCAGAGAACCCCAUGAACAAUGUGCCCUGCCCACCUCCCAAAGCUAAGUUAUUGCCUUUGCGUCCAGAAUCAUUCACAUCGCCAACCUGAGCCCCUGCCAGCAGGGGAGGCGGCCAUGAGCCUGUCGCCCCACCAGCCUACACUGCCAAUCUAAGCAAGUGGGGUGGAUGCUGGGACCACAGGGAGAAGGGCCCCAGUGUCCCAGUUCAGUGCCAAAGAGGGGUCAGCCGGGGCUGCCAAGCCGGCCCCUGCCGCCGUGCCUUUCCGGGCCUCAGCCCUCAGCCAGGAGCCCUCCUGGUGUGUCAGUAAAACCUUGAUGGAAACUGA
Messenger RNA from Suncus etruscus (white-toothed pygmy shrew), 3235 nucleotides. RefSeq names its product ATP binding cassette subfamily D member 1 (gene ABCD1). The coding region runs from base 338 to 2554 and encodes 738 amino acids. Gene Ontology annotation, biological process: long-chain fatty acid import into peroxisome; peroxisome organization; very long-chain fatty acid catabolic process. The record is from RefSeq and is a predicted model, not a curated record. Lineage: Eukaryota; Metazoa; Chordata; Mammalia; Eulipotyphla; Soricidae. Gene Ontology annotation, molecular function: ATP hydrolysis activity; long-chain fatty acid transmembrane transporter activity; ABC-type transporter activity. The transcript is spliced from 10 exons. Gene Ontology annotation, cellular component: peroxisomal membrane; peroxisome.